Penicillium macrosclerotiorum is the source of this 1563-nucleotide messenger RNA. Its product is annotated as putative hexose transporter. The coding region runs from base 1 to 1563 and encodes 520 amino acids. Gene Ontology annotation, biological process: transmembrane transport; carbohydrate transport. The record is from RefSeq and is a predicted model, not a curated record. The transcript has 4 exons. NCBI's taxonomy places the organism in Eukaryota, Fungi, Ascomycota, Eurotiomycetes, Eurotiales, Aspergillaceae. Gene Ontology annotation, molecular function: carbohydrate:proton symporter activity. Gene Ontology annotation, cellular component: membrane.
AUGGCCCACGAUUCUAAGCUCCUCGAGCCACCAAAAGGCCAAUAUUUUUUGGCUGGACGGACUUUUCAGCGGGUUAAAUGGUGGAAAAGACCCAACAUGCGCCUUUUAUACUUCUAUAUUGCGGUUCUAAUCGCGACUAAUACGGCCAAUGGAUUCGAUAACUCCAUGAUGAAUGGGCUACAAUCGUUAUCCUACUGGCAGGAUUACUUCAAUCAUCCCAAAGGACCAACCCUCGGCUUGUUUAACUGUGUCAUGAGUGCCGGAGCUCUAACUGGCCUCGUGUUCCUACCUUAUAUGCUAGAUCAUUUCGGACGCAAGCCGUGUAUAGUCUUUGGUUCUUUCUUCAUGCUCCUUGGAGUGGCGUUGCAGUCAGGGUCUAUAAAUUUCUCGAUGUUUGUAGGGGCAAGAUAUAUUCUUGGGUUUGGAGAUAUCAUUGUCAUCUGUACAGCACCACUUCUCAUUACGGAAAUUGCACCAGCCCAAGAUCGAGCUAUUCUGGUCACGAUAGCUGGUGCGACAUACCAUUCUGGUGCUUUCAUCGCGGCGUGGACCACAUAUGGAACGCUGAAGAUUAAAAACGAAUGGUCGUGGAGAGCACCUAGUCUAAUUCAAGGACUAUUCACGUUGCUUAUGCUGGCAGUGGUGUGGUGGAUUCCAGAGAGUCCAAGAUAUUACAUCUCAAAGGACCAGCCAGAGAAAGGACUGCAAAUUCUAGCCCACUACCACGCGGAAGGAAAUGAAGAUGACGAAGUAGUUCAACUUGAGUACAUAGAGAUCACGACAGCAAUUGCCAUGGAAAGGAAUUCUGAACACUCGAGUUCAUUUCUGGACUUUCUGCGCACCCCAGGGAACCGCAAAAGAACAUUGAUUAUCAUUACUUUCGGUCUUUUCGCCCAGUGGUCAGGAAACGGAUUAGUUUCCUACUACUUGAACCUAAUCAUGGAUAGUAUCGGUAUCACUGAUCCCAACAAGCAGCUGUUGAUCAAUGGUGCUCUCACUUCCUUCAGUCUCGUUACAAAUGUUUUCUUCAGCUUUUUUGUUGACCGAUGGGGGCGAAGACCUAUCAUGAUUGUAAGCUCCGCAGGGAUGCUAGCUUCUUUCGUGGUCUGGACAGCCCUUUCAGCACGAUACGACAUACAUGCCAGUCCGAGCCUGGGAUCAGGAGUGUUGGGCAUGAUUUUCAUCUAUUACCUCUUCUAUAAUCUGAAGUCGGGUUUGAUCGCAAGCUAUACCACAGAAAUUCUGCCAUACAGCAUGCGAGCAAAGGGCUAUACAAUUAUGGAAUUUGCUAUGUAUAUUGCGUUGUUCUUCAAUCAGUACGUCAAUCCGAUCGCUCUAAAUAACAUCCACUGGCGCUAUUAUAUCUUCUAUUGCUGCUUCCUGGCAGUGGAGAUUGUCGUCAUUUGGGUGUUUUAUGUGGAAACACGUUAUGUGCCGUUGGAAGAGAUCACCAAGUUGUUCGAUGGCGAAGACGUUGUUGCAGCAACAAACGUGGAGAUGGAAAAGGCAAUUGAAUCAGGCAAGGGAUUCACGACGGCUGUUCACAUUGAGCAGGCGAAUUGA